Panicum hallii is the source of this 1757-nucleotide messenger RNA. Its product is annotated as protein ENHANCED DOWNY MILDEW 2-like. Lineage: Eukaryota; Viridiplantae; Streptophyta; Magnoliopsida; Poales; Poaceae. Bases 382 to 1509 code for a protein of 375 amino acids. The transcript has 8 exons. The record is from RefSeq and is a predicted model, not a curated record.
GAGUUCACAUAGGGGAGCAAAAAGUAAAGAAUGCUCGAAAAAGAUAUAACCGGUGAGGUCUCUUGAAUAGUUUGCGCUGGGCAUGGGCAGCAAAAUGGUUAUGCUCGGGGGUGCUUGAAGAGGCAUCGAGAGAAGAUCAGAAAAUAGUUUUGAGAAAUUUUGUUUCGCUAGAAUUCUUUUCCCAAUCAAAGCUCUUGGCCGUAGCCGGCCUCUAGGAGAUUUGCGGCGGCGAGGUCGCAAAAGGUUUUCUGUAAUCGACUUCGGAAACAGGUUUUGUGAGGAGCUUGUGCUGUGCACUGGCAGAAGAGGACCGCAGAGUGGUCACCGUAGGGCCUAAGCAUCGUGAACUCUAGUGGAUGAUGGCUUUUUCUGUCCGGUUGGAUGAAGAAGCCAAGGACAGAUUACUCAACAUGUCUAGAAUGCUUAGGGAAUCCCGAUCAAGCUAGGGCAGAGCAUGUGCAAAGUUCCAACCAGGGAAUCGGUGGUUCUGUUCUCGGCAACCAAACCCCGAGUGCUCCAAUCUUGGAGGAGACAAUGGCUCGGAGAAAGGUGACUGCAGGGGAGGCCCAGAGGAUGAAGAAGAUUCGUGAAAUCAAGCAAAGGAAAAACAGGCUCAAGGCAGAAGCGGACAGUGACCCAAUCGAGGAAUAUGAUGUUUGUGCGAUUUGUGACGAUGGUGGUUCUGUAGCUUGCUGCGAUGGUGGUUGUCAAAGGUCUUUCCACCUAGUUGACCGGGGGGACGACAGUGAUGAGGAACAUGCAGAUUGCAGAGAAAAACUUGGGCUAACUUUAGAACAGGCAAAGAUGAUUGUCAACACGGAGGAAGGUUUUAUAUGCAAGAACUGCCAGUACAAGCAACAUCAGUGUUUCGCUUGUGGAUUGUUGGGAUCUUCUGAUGACACAUCAUCACAACCUGAGGUAUUCCAAUGUUCGCACGAUGAUUGUGCGCACUUUUACCACCCUAAAUGUAUUGCUCAACUGCUAUACCCAAAUAGCGAAGAGGCCACACCUUUUGAGGUCGAAGUUGCUGCUGCCAGAGAGAAAUUCACUUGUCCUGUGCAUGAAUGUAUCGUGUGCAAGGGUGUAGAGAAUAAGAAUGAUAGGAGCAUGCAGUUUGCAGUCUGCAGACGCUGCCCAACUGUAUACCACCGGAAGUGCUUGCCAAGUGAGAUCAUUUUCAAAUCGAGGAAAGGUCCCAAUGGUUCGCUGCAAAGGGCAUGGGACGACAUUCUUCCUGACCGAAUUUUAAUAUUCUGCAUGAAGCAUAAGAUCGUAAGGAAACUCCGAACACCCGAGAGGAACCAUAUCAUCUUUCCUGAAGCCAAUGAACAAGAUAUGCCUGAGGAAAUUGAGGUGCGCAACCAUCAGCCCUCUUCCGAGCAAACUAAGGCACCUCCACCAGCUGCAAGCAACCAGAACCAGUGCUCCUGUUCCAGUCCCCUCUCGUUCGCUCCAAGCUCCUUGUUCACGCAACCAUAUCCAGGCUCUUGCGGUUGGCUCGAUGACUGAUCAUACUCCAACAACCUCUCUGUAUCUUGUAGACAGUAGACGGCAGAAACCAGAUGUUUACAGGUCGUCCUCUGCAAAAUGCAUGUAGAUUGACAGUUUGUGUUGGUUACAUGCGACAAAACCUGAAAUCUUUUGUCGUCAUUGGAAUCAUUUGGUUUCAUUUUUAGCAUGUUGCACAUAACCGGUGGUUAGCAGGGAGGCAGUUCAAGCCCAGUGCAACAUAGCAUGUACCAUCAUCUCCUGUUUCA